AUCCUCAAGUCAACUACGUUUAUGUCUAUAUAUCUCGUCCAUCCGCUCUUCCCCCCACACAACACUAAAAGCAACACAAGUUGAAAAGUUAAACAAUGGCGGCCACCACCACCACAAACGCCCUAAUUCGCACGACAGCAUUAAUAAUUCUCUUGCUAACCCUCACGUCCCCGUCUCCUUCCCACGCCACCACCACCCGCCACAACAGAUCCCCUCCGAUAAUCAAAGGCAUCUACUACCCGUCAUGGGCCCGCUGGAGCCUCCCUCCUUCCUCCAUCGACACCACCCUCUUCACCCACAUCUUCUACGCCUUCCUCACCCCAAACCCCCUCACCUUCGAGUUCGACAACAUCCCCCAAGCCGACGCCCUCUUCAUCACCAACUUCACCUCCCACCUCCGCUCCCGCAACGUCAAGACCCUAUUCUCCGUCGGCGGCGCAGCCGAGGGCCCCUCCCUCUUCUCCCGUAUGGCCUCGUCGCCCUCCUCCCGUGCCGCCUUCAUCCGCUCCAGCAUACGAACCGCACGAGCGCUCGGUUUUCACGGGAUCGACCUCGACUGGGAGUUCCCUCAGAACUCCGCCGACAUGGAAAACUUGUCGACACUGCUCGACGAGUGGCGCGCGGCCGUCCGCGCUGAGGCCGCGCGGACGGGCCCCGCGCCGCUCCUCCUGACGGCGGCCGUGUACUACGCUGCGGACGGGUUUCUGUCGGGGGCGCCGCGCGUGUACCCGGCGAGGUCGGUGGCUCGGAAUCUGGACUUUGUGAACGUGAUGUGCUACGACUAUAGGGGCGGGUGGGACACGAGCACCACGGGGGCGCACGCGGCGCUGUUCGAUCCGCGGAGCAACGUGAGCACGAGCCGAGGGCUGGGGUCGUGGGUGAGGGCGGGUGUGCCGAGGGGCAAGGUGGUGAUGGGGAUGCCGUUGUACGGGAGGACGUGGAGGUUGAGGGACGCGGCGGUGGCUAGUGGGGUAGGGGCGCCGGCGGUGGGGGUGGGGCCGGGCGAAGGAGUGCUGAGGUAUGCGGAGAUAGUGGUGUUUAAUAGGGAGCGAAGGGCGAGGGUUGUGUAUGAUCGGGAGACGGUGUCGGUUUAUUCGGUGGCGGGGAGUGAUUGGGUUGGGUAUGAUGAUGUGAGGUCUGUGCGUGUGAAAGUGGGCUACGCGCGGGGGAUGGGGCUGGGCGGCUACUUCUUUUGGGCGGCUAAUGGUGAUUACAACUGGACAAUUUCACGGGCAGUACUCAGCUUCGCGAUUAUGGUCUUCCUAAGAGCAACAACUAUGACGACUGGCUUGAAGAAUGAUAUGGUUUUGAGAUCAAACUCCUCCACCUGAGGUUUAAUAUAUGCAGAAUUGAUAAUAUUAUUGGCCGCCCAAUCGUUUACUUCAAUUAUUUUCUUCCCAUUUUCGUAUGUAAGCACCACGUCUUUUAUUUUGUUAAAUAUCAUUUCAAUAGUUACUAGAAAUUUAUUCGCGGACCAUUUUGAGACAAUUCGAGAUUGAUAUGUGUCAAUAUGUGAAAUUAUUGAAUUACUCUUUUAAUUUUUUUGGGGGGUCUUUUUUCGCCAAAGAUGUCGUUUCUCGUUUGGUUUUUUUUUAGGUAAUACCACAAAAUAAUAAAAAAAAAAAAAUUGCCACUUUAUACCAAAGAAUGAAAUCUAGUUAUUUUGGUUUAGUAGUAAAGUGCACGUGUUAUGCAC
Messenger RNA from Striga asiatica, 1696 nucleotides. The record is from the annotation of a GenBank genome assembly. NCBI's taxonomy places the organism in Eukaryota, Viridiplantae, Streptophyta, Magnoliopsida, Lamiales, Orobanchaceae.